Molecule: messenger RNA, 14390 nt
Organism: Haplochromis burtoni (Burton's mouthbrooder)
Lineage: Eukaryota; Metazoa; Chordata; Actinopteri; Cichliformes; Cichlidae
Gene: aff4
Product: AF4/FMR2 family, member 4
Exons: 21
Coding region: 7378-10818 (1146 amino acids)
Biological process (GO): regulation of gene expression
Cellular component (GO): nucleus; super elongation complex
Source: RefSeq, a predicted model, not a curated record
AUGCCAACUUUGAUGGAAGACGUUAGUUGGUGUUUUACUGCAUUAGAGGGUAUCUGAUAUUUGAAGUGAACGCUAAUUAGAAUUUCGCCAAAAAAAAUCAGUAGCUUCAGGGCUAGCUAGCCUAGCCUUAAUACGCUACUAGCAGGGUCCGGCUAGCCAACGUUAUGCUAAAGCAGAUAUGCAGGUAGUCGUGUAGGUAGCGUGCUAGCCAGUUGCUAAUGAUUUGGUUGGACAUUGUACCUGCUUUGGUGUUCUGGUGGAAGGAGACUUUAAUUAUUCGAUGGAUGGGAUGGGUAGAUGUUACUUUUAUACGUUUCUAUGCAAGGAAGUGGGGGAAAAUAUCGCGGUGAUAGGAGUAAUGUUUUUGUUCCUGUCAUGGCAGCUAACAGGUCAUGACGACUGAUGUUUGUGUUUAUCCGUGGCUGACAUAACUUAUACACCUAAGUUUGCUCUUACAGACGGCGGGAUAACUAUAUGAUACUACACGUGCAAAUGAUAAACAUACUAUGUUUCCUUUGCAUUUGAAAUACAGACUAUUCGCUCUCCAUUAAAAAGCAUCUGGGGAAUCAAACAAUGGGACAUAAGUGCUACUUGUUUGUACUUUCUGUGCUAGUUUAUGGUCGUUUUAGGUAAUCAUUGGCUCUUGAUACUCGUUAUUUUUCGCACAGUGACGACGAGCAUAAAGUUUUAGGUUCGUAUCCUCCUCCUUUAUUGUAUUACUAACUCCUAGUGCCACUCCUUGCUGUGUCCAGUCAAAGUCUUUAUUUGCAUGGAAAAUCAACACUGGAGAGAAGGGCAGCACAGUUAAUCCGAAUGUAUGCUUUGGUUGAGCGAAGGAUCAGCUGAUGUGCUUUUCUAGGAAGCCAUUUUACGUGCCAUAGUUAGGGGGGAAGGGCCAGAAAAUGCGUGAUAAGUCCAGAGUUCCUCUUAACACUUGUCACGGGUAGUUCAUGCACGCAUGUGGAGGGAUGGGCUUGACGCAUGGAGACAAGGAAAGUGCAACCAACUGACUUAUUAUGGUUGGCUGCACUUAGUCGGGAGGGGGGACGAGUUCAUGCCCUAAGGUCAUGAACUCGUUCACGGCAGGUAGCUGUGAACCGGCUCAGCAACUUUAGUCAGAUGGUGGAUGGAGCAAAAGCUGUACUUGAACUGUGGUUGCAGUUGUUGAUUUGUUGUUAUGUAGACAUAACAGGAGUGUUGAUAUUGCAGUCGGAUUCAAUUAUGUCAGAGAAAAAACUCUCUCUCUCUCUCUCUCUCUCCCCCCCUCCCCCUCAUACAGUGGAGUGAGCUGCAGUACUUGGCUGGUUUAGGACAACUGCUGUUUUAUAUUCAAUAAUUUUCUGAAAAUGCCAGGCAAUAGUGCAGUCUGAAACUCCAGCUUCCACUCUAGAAGAUAAACAAAUAGUAAAUAAAGUUGGGGUUUUUAUAGCAAAAAAUGGACCUUUGAGAGGUGAUUAUACACUAUGACUAGACUACAUUACAGACAGCUUUUAACAAAUAAUGAGUUUAUUUCAUUAGUAAAUUACACCUCAUGUCUCACCGACGUGGUGAUUUUCCUCUGGUACAAGGCUAAAACCUCUUCUGUGUGCGCUGUUAAGUAGUUUAACUACAGUGUAGCCCUUGGUUGGCGCUCUUACUGUAUUUUAAUACACAGAAGGUCACCCACUUGUUUGACUAUACAAUUGAAAUACUCUUAGUAGCAGCUUGAAACAUAAUGCCAUCACCAGGCUUGCUUGAAGAGCUGUGUUGAUGGCAGUAAGUUAGAAAGCUGAACUGAAGUGUUGGAGCUACUUCAAAGGUUGUAGACGGAAAAUUAAUCCAGAUAAAACAUGCUAUUUUAAACUGUUAAAAAUAGCUCAUAUAUGUGUCAUGCCUUUGUUUUUAAAUGAAAGUGUUGAGCAGAGAGAUAAGGUUGAUGCAUGUGACUGUACAUUGUCUGGAUGUGAUAGUCUUUGUUUUGGGUUUCCGGACACCGAAGCACCAAAGAAAACCUUAAGCAUACUUGACAUUCAACUGAGGCUAGAUGACUUCUAGAUACCAGCUUUGUUAGUUUAAAAGAAUCUUUAAAAAGGGGGGAAAGAGUUUCUGGAGCAGCGAUGUAAACACCUUGUUUGCAAUAAUGUGUAAAUGUGCUACUGGUGACGCGGCUUACUGUGAAAUCCUCUUCACUUCCUGUUUGGGUUUUGCUGUGAGGCUUCAGUUUAACAGUUUCCCCUGUGGCCAAGGCGAAGGGCACACAUUCAGUCGAGAUGUUAUGCGACUUGUUUGUCCGUUCCAGACAGAGCAGUGCAUGCAUGUUUUCUUUGGCUUUGGCACACCUAUUGUACAUUCCUGAUGUACUCCACUGUUGUUUUGCUGGUUGGAUAUUUGGGAAGUGAGCAAUGUCUAGUUGCAGACUGUUCAACUGCAGCCCAUUGUACACAAUUUCAAAUCUGAGCACCUACAUUUGAGGAAAAUUAAUCCAAAGCUUAGAAUUGCCUCUUUAGCCACAAUUUUAAAGAGAAAAGCUAUUCUUCUGUUGAUGAUAGAAAUGGUUUUAAGGUGUUGCACUUGUCUGGUUUGUGCAUUGUGCAGAUGUUACAGCUUUUUAGCAUUUACCUUUUCCUCUUUAACCUGACCCAAAGUACAAGUUAAUUGUGUGGUCAGCUAAGGUUUGUAAGUUUCAUAAUCAAAUCUUAUUUCCUGUACAAAGAGAAGCUUGUUGAGAGUAACUUGUUUGAAGGCUCUUUCUGAGUCUGCCAGCUUAAUUAGCCCGAAUCUAAUCAGACAUCAGCAGCUCUCUUUUUAUCCCUCAGUACUGUUGCUCACGCAGCAGAGAAAUAUGCUGUUCACUGUGUCCUGACCUCAUGCAUCUGUUCUUCAGCUUUUGUUCUCAGCGAUGCGAGUUAAACUCUCAUGUGGCUUUACAGUCCUGUGAAGGUGAAGCUCAUUAAGGCCAUUUCAUUUCACAGAUCUGGCAUAGAUUGGUGCUGUGAGAUACUGCUUUAUAAUACUAUUUUUAAAGUGGAACGAUAAUAGCCUCAGUCUUUUUCGGUGGCAGCAGUAAUAUGUCUCAAAUAGCAGUGAAAUUCAUUGCCACAGUAUGUUCUUCUUGUUUUGUUUUAAGCAGGAUAAGUGCUUUGAAGGAAAUAACAAAUGGAUUAGGAACAUAAACAGAAACAAAUCCCAGAGUCAGAGGUAUGAAUUUAUGCAAUACGCAGAUAAAAUGUGGAUUUUGUAGAUUUAUAUUGUUAAGCGUCUUAUGUGAACAUUUUGCAUAAAUAAUUGUCUACAUUUUAGGGCUCAGCUGCCAGUUAUUUUCAUUAUUGAUUAAUCUCAUGGAUUUAUGUUCUUUCUUUCUUUUAUAAAAUGUUGAAAAGUGCUUUGUAUAUAUUUACACCCAUUUCCGUGGUGAUGCUUCAAAUGUUCACAUCAACAAGUGUGAAACCCAAAAAAGUUGAAACCAGCACAUUUUUGAUUAGAAAUUACGAAAAUUUCCGCUCAGUGCCCUUAUCAAAAAUAUUUGCUGAUUCAUUUUUCGACAGCACUUCAGUUAAUUGGCUUAUCAUUGCAGGUUUUCACUCCUCCAUUUAACCACAACUGAGCCUUUAUUCUAGCUACAAGAGAGAGUUUAUUUGGAUGUUUGGAGGUUAGUGACAGACAUUUCAGCUUUAGAUGUAGUGCAGACUUUUCUCUGAGUAAUACAGCUGAGACUGAUGGAUGGGAAAUUAUUACACAGUAGAGAGAACUGCAGUCUUGUUUGACCUUUUAUUAACUUCAGGAAAUCUUUGCAUGUUGUUACAGUUUUAGUUUGCAAAGUGCCUGCUGUUUUAAAGGUUAAGAUUUAGUUUGACUGGAUAAUUGUAGUUUCUUUAAGGUAAAAAAUGACUAAGGAAUGGUUUAUUCUUCGGUAGAUUGUUUCAUCACACUAAAGGAAGGUCUGAUAGACUCAAGAUGGGUAGCUAAAACCUUAUGAAAUGCAUAUUCACGAAAUGGCUUCUUCUCUCUCUCUCUCUCUCUCUCCCUCUCUCUCUCUGCGGUAUAAUCCAUGUUGCUUAAAUAUUAUUCGUAUACUGCUGCUCAGUCUGCUGAGUUAAAAAUCAUACAAUAGAUCAGAAGCAGGUUAAAAAUGAAAAACCUCUUGACAGGCUUGUGUUGUGCCUUCUGAAGAGCUUGAAUGACGCAGAUCCUUUGGAAAUGUUGCCAAGAUAACUGAGGCUUGGGUGUCAUGUUCCACUAACAAUGUGGCCUAAAAAGUACACUGAACAUUAUGUUAUCUGUGUCAAACCUGCAAGUGAGAGCAUUUCUUUUGUUUCUGAGUUCACGUGACAAUGUUUACCUAGGUAAAAUCCAAAUGAGCUUUCGAGCCUGGUACUUUUUAGCUUUGUUUGUAAGAGUUACUCUAGAUUUUAGAGUGUAUAUUUUACCUACUACUUUACUUUGCCUACUAGAUACCUAAGUUAUUUAGAAGAGCUUUAGAAAAGCUUUAGAAAAUGACUACUUUAAGUGUUUUUUAUCUGUUUCACAGUGCCAUGAAGAGACUGAUUUACCGUUUUGCUCUUGGUAAACAGCUUUACUGAAUGUUAAACAUAAAAAGCUCCUAAAUUAAUAUGAGUUAAUUAGCUGUGUAAAUGCACAACAGUCUCAGCACUGAGCCUGUGAUUGGUAAAUGCUGCCAGUUCCCUCUUAUUCAGAUAAUGCACGCCUGCUGAGUGGAGGCUUUCCAGGCAGCGAGUCAGUUCAAAUGCUUCAAUCCUGCUUUAAUGAAAGGACAUAAGCAGUUGUUUAGAGAACAUGCCAAUCAAGACCCGGGACUUGUUUUGAUAUGCUAAUUGGAGCUAAUGUGCAGCCACAUAGAAAUAUUGAAUUCUUUUAAUUGAAGCGGGAAUUUAAGAUACUGCCCUCUUCAAAAAUUCCUCAUCUGCACUUUGAUAUAAAAGUCUCAAGGAAAAUCAAGCCCUUUUCUUUCCUCUUGAAAUGCUGAUACAGAAAUAUGGCUUGCAGGGUUUUCUUAAUGAAAAGUAUUGCAUGUUUUAGUGAUUGAAAGUCACUCCAGUUUUUCCCAACACUUCUUCUUAGUCUUCUUGCCCUAGCUGCAUGUGAUUUUUGCCUGUAGUCCUCACCAAACAGCUGGUAUAGAGGGCAGGUUUGCUGCAUUUGAAUGGACGCUCCCUCUGGAAUUCCUGCAGUCAGCAGGUUUGCUUCAAAAGCACUGGGGGUGGUAGUGGUGGUGGCACUGGCUGUCCAUCUGCACCUGCUACAGAAUACUUUCUGUAGAGCAAUCUAAGGUGCUGUAAAGUCCUGGAAACCAGUUAUGAUCGAUGACACUUGUAGUUUUGCUUAACCAAGACUCACUGAACAUGCAAUAUUUAUGUUUUAAUAUCCAAAAUGAAUUGAUGUGCAUACAGCUCAUAGCUUUUAAUACAAAAUUAGAGCCAUUUGUAAUGUGCAUAGUAAACCUUUUGUUAACAUUUUCUACUUCAUGAGCCUGGUCAUUGAUUAAAUCCUCUCAGGGUAGUACUUUGCUUCUAUUUAUAAAAGUAGAGGGCAUAUGUAAUUGCCGGAAGUGCUGAGAAAUGACAGACUAACACACUGUGCUUUCAGAUUCAGCAUGAAUGGGAAAUAAUUCCAGCCAGUACAGUAUCUCUAAGAGCGUAAGCCUGAUGAUACAGACAUGCAGCUGUUGGCAGGACUGUACAGCCUUGGUAUCCAUUGAUGACUAUUUAUAUCAGCUGUGUCUAUUAUAAAGUCCAUCAAAUGGAGUUUCCCAAAGUUUGGAGACCGGCCUUCGUUUUAAUACUUUAAAUAACGCCACAAGCAAACAGCACAGCGUGCAUCAUUGUGUGUGGGGAAGAAUUGGCACAGUCAGCAUAGAAUUCAUGUAAAACUGUCAUAAUUUAUGAGAUUAUUGAAGUUGAAUUUCUCUGCAAUUAAAUCAAAGCACCCUCAGAUAAUGAGGGCAAAACCUUGUAAAGAUGUCAUCAAAUUCAGAUAUAUUUUUGUUGAAAGCAAUAAAUGAAUGUUUAACACUUGUACCUAAAAGCCCGCCCUUUAAUGUUCUUGAUUAAUGAUAAACAUCUGCUGAAAGUCAAGAACAGAAGUGGCAUCAUUUUGUCAGCUUGUGUACCAGAUAAAAAUCCUCACAGCUUGCGGUGAUGCCACACUUGUCAGCAUGUUUCGUCAUCAUAUGAAAAAGCCUCAUGUUUGUUACACCCAGCAUACUGGAUGCCUAAGCGCUGUGACUUUAACAGGCUGCAUGGGUGCUUUGCCCUGUGCUCCAGGGCAUAGUGGGGGGUGGGGGGAGGUUGUUGAUGGAAAGAGCAGCUCUGAUUGGCUGGGUUGUGCUGAGGGCCGUGACAUCACUUGGAGGAGAGGCUUUGCGGUGUAAAAUAACAUCUCCUUUUAUGGGAGGAGGUGGACUGUGCCAUUCUCGGAGAGAGGUGAAAUUUAUUCCCUUUCUCGCUGUUUCUUCAGUGCCGUUUUCCUGUAGAUGCUCUAAUUGGCCAGCAUGGCGGUUGUGGAAAUCAUUUCCUUAAGGCCAAGCUCAUUAAUUUCCUUCGCAAUAAUCCCCUUUUUAAUUUUUCACUCCUCCUUAAUUUUGUGUGUAAGAAUAGGGUGUAAAAAGGUUCAGUAAGACUAGGUGAUCUUUUAAGAUUCCUUAAAGGUUUUAUUAGUCACCCCCCUUUUUUUUUUUUAAAAAAAGCAAACAAAACAAAACUGUGUUUCUAUUACAGUGUUUCAGCAGGCUUUUCAAAUUGAUGGCUUGUGCUCCUUGCUUUGUUAUCUUAGAUUAAAUUAUUCCUCUGCUACUUUCUGAGGGGUUUAAAGAUUAAAAUCAGCCUAAAGUGCUCUCAGUCAAACAUCAGGCACUCUUCUAUAAAAAUAGACAUGAGAAAUUAGGUCUCUUAUCCCUAAUUUAUCUAUUGCAUUCACUCCAAACAUUUAAAUAGCACAUAUACCCUCGCAUUUAUUCAAUAUUAACCUCUUUCUUUCACCUCACUUUUCUCAUUUUUCAUGCAUGCUUUAUCUUCAAAACAGAAACAAAAGCUGCUGCUGCUUUCUGUAGCCUUCACCUCGCAUGUGACCAACCCCCGCUGUUUGCCAACAUGGUAUUUCCCGAGAACAAGCAGUCGCCUCCCCUCCCUAAGUCAGAAUUGUCUCCACUCCAAGGAAAUACACAGUACCUUCCAGUCGAGUAAAGAAACUUUAGUCACAUUCUUUCAGCUGGACGCCCACAGAUACAUCUAGAUUUGAAAAAGAGGGGUCAGGUUUUCUUGACUGGAGGUGGCUUGUGUGGAAAUUCAGGCUGACAAGUCAUGACGAGAAUACUUCUGAAUUCCUGGGAGAUCCUGUGAAACCUCCUCCCCUCCUUUUUCCAAUGUUUCAGUGGUUGGGGCCAUGGCCUCUCAGUCAGGCAACAUGAACCGUGAGGACCGGAAUGUGCUCCGAAUGAAAGAACGAGAAAGGCGAAAUCAAGAAAUCCAGCAGGGAGGAGGAGAGGCCUUCCCAGCAAAUUCCCCUCUUUUCCCCGAACCCUACAAAGUGGUGAGCAAGGAAGAUAAACUGUCCAGCCGUAUUCAGAGCAUGCUGGGCAACUACGACGAAAUGAAAGAGCCAAUUGGUGACACCAUUCCAAAACUUAAUAGUAAACCAUCCAACAGCUCGUCUUCCUCUGAGGAGAAGUCGGGUCCACCUUUGUUUGGUGGGGACCAGCGGUGUGGCGGCAGCAGCCAGAGCAGUAAGUGGACCCCUGUUGGCCCCGCAGCGGGCGGAUCUUCAUCCCAGUCCCAGAAACGCUCAGGACUCCAGGGCGGGCACAGCAGCCAGAGGAGCAACGGAGGCGGCAGCAGCAACAGUAGCCAGAGAGGGGAGGUGCGGGAAAAAAAGUCAAGUAAACACAGCGGAGGUUCCGAUCACUCGAAGUCACACAUGUCAAGUCCGGCAAAGGGCUCUCUAAGUUCCUCCAGUAGUCACUCGCGGAGCUCUUUGUCUGCUGAGCAGCAUCACAACAAGGACCGCUACCGCUCAAAGUCACCGCGAGACAGAGAGGCCAACUGGGACUCACCUUCACGGGUUCACACGUCCUUCCCCAGUGGACAGCACUCAAGUCAGGCCUUUCCCCCAUCUCUCAUGUCCAAGCCCAGCACAAUGCUGCAAAAACCAACAGCCUAUGUGCGGCCUAUGGAUGGCCAGGAAACAGCAGAACCUAAGAGUUCGCAAGCGGAAAGCUACACUGGACAGUCGCAUAGCAGCACUGUGGGAGAGAUGAAGUCCAAGCUUGCCAAACUUAAGAUCCCUUCCCAACCUGUAGAGGGAUCCGGUGAUGCCAACUGUGUCGACGAAAUUCUGAAGGAAAUGACUCAGUCAUGGCCCCCUCCUUUGACGGCCAUCCACACUCCCUGUAAAACAGAGCCCUCCAAGUUUCCAUUCCCCACCAAGGAUACUCACCCUUUUCCAAGUGGGCACAAGCGAGGCAGUUCAUCAAAGAGCUCGAGUAGCCACCAAGCCAAAACUUGCGAUGACCAGCCCACUAGGUUGGAGGAAGACCUAAGGCUAAGCAGCAGUGAGGACAGUGAUGGAGAACAGGACUCUGCCAAGAAUGCCUCAAGGAACACAUCAGCAAGCAAUAACAGCGAAGCAGCUGAGCAAUCAAGGGACGACUCCAGCAGCCAUAGUGGCUCAGAGAGCAGCUCGGGCUCUGACAGCGAGAGCGAAAGCAGCACGACAGACAGCGAAGCCAACGAGCAACCACGGCCUGCCUCCCCUGAACCUGAAAAACCCAUGGCAAACAAGUGGCAGUUGGACAACUGGUUCAAGAAAGCCAAGCAGUCCUCACCUUCAUCCCCAUUGGACAACAAUAACGUCCCACCCAAAUUCAAGAAAGAUGGCCGAGAUAACAGCUCAGGGCGCAGCUAUAGUAGCCAAGGAGGGGGGUCAAAAGAUUCAGCAGCACCCACCCCAAGCAGGGACCUGCGGGCAGCCCAGAAAGGUGCAGAAGGUGGCCGUGGCCGGCAAAAGUCACCCGCACAGAGCGAGGGUGGCACAAAUCCACGUAUUCGAGUGGGUAAAAAGCAGCCUAAAAAAUCUGAGAAGCCUCCUGUGGUAGAGGAACCAAAGGGAGGUCUGAGAGUAGAGAGUGAGCCGGCUCCAGAGAUACCUCCUCAUCAGCCCAAAGCUGCUACGAAGGGUUCACGCAAACCAAGCAAUAAAAAAGAACCCAAAUCCUCGCCGAGGCCCACUACUACUCCCUCCAGCACUGCAGCCCAGCGCAAGCCCAAGGCAGCAACCAAGACUUCUCAGAAAUCUCGUGAAUUUGUUGACACAGACUUUUCAUCAUCAGACUCCGAAGGAAAUGACAGCAUCCCGUCCUCAUCCCAGACACCCAAGUACACAGAGAGCAUCAGGACACCCGUGUGCGUUUUUUCACCUGGGGAAGAGAGAGGGCUGCUGUCUCCUCUCAGUGACCCCGAGGACCGCUACCCUGCAAGACAGCCUCAGCAGCAAGUUUUAUUAGUCAAGAUAGAUCUCAGCUUGCUGUCCAGAAUCCCAGGGCGGCCCUACAAGGAACCUGCAGAGAUAAAAGUGGAGAGGGAAGACUCUCUCGACAGGGACAGCAAAGACUUCAGCAAACAGAGCUCUGAGAAAAGCUCGAGCAAGGCCAAGAGGAAACACAAGACUAAUGAGGAAGGCACAAAGCCAGAGACCAAGCGGAUCAAGCUAGAGGAUAAAUCUACAUCCCAUCAUAAAAGCAGCAGUAAAGAUUCUAAAAGGUCUUCGGAAAAGAAAGAGGAGCCAGUCCCCUCUCCUUCCAUGCGGACAAUUAAGGCAGAGCAUCCCAGUCGAAAGCGGACAGUCAGCCAGUCCUCCACGUCAUUGUCCAGCGGGACAGGAAGUGGAAAAGAAGGGAGCCACAGCACCAAGGGCAGCUCCACCUCCAAACAUAGAAAAGGAGAGGAAAAAGGGCGCAGCACACGUGACGGCAAGGAGAAAUCCUCAAAGGGUUGCGAUAACCAGCUGGCUGUGCCCCCGCUCUCCACAGACGGCUCCAAGUCUCAGAGAUCCAAGCUGGUGUUUGAGGACAGGGUCCAUUCAGCAGAUCACUACUUACAGGAGGCCAAGAAACUUAAACACAAUGCAGAUGCACUGUUUGACCGUUUUGACAAGGCGGUUUUCUAUCUGGAUGCUGUGGUGUCUUUCAUUGAAUGUGGUAACGCGCUGGAGAAGAGCGCUCAAGAGGCAAAGUCUCCUUUCCCCAUGUAUGCUGAAACCGUGGAGCUUAUCAAAUACACUAUGAAGUUAAAAAGCUACAUGGCCCCAGAUGCUACUCCAGCAGACAAGAGGCUAGCUGUGCUGUGCCUGCGAUGCCAGUCUCUUCUCUACCUGCGGUUGUUCAAGUUGAGAAAAGACAGCGCCCUAAAAUACUCUAAAACACUCACCGAACACCUAAAGAACUCUUUGAGCAACACCCAAGCUCCCUCUCCUGGAAUGGGAAAUAAGACGGCAGGUAUGCCCUCUCCAGUAUCUCCCAAACUCUCACCGGGCACAGCGGGUGGCUACUCAGCAGUCAGCAGUACCAGCAGCACUAGCUCGUCUGUGACCAUACCUCAGCGGAUCCACCAGAUGGCUGCCAGUUAUGUCCAGGUCACCUCCAACUUCCUGUACGCCACCGAGGUCUGGGACCAGGCUGAGCAACUAUCUAAAGAGCAAAAAGACUUCUUCACAGAGUUGGACAAAGUUAUGGGACCUCUGAUUUUCAACACCAGCAGCAUGACAGAACUGGUGCGUUACACUCGGCAGGGCCUCCACUGGCUGCGCUUGGACGCAAAAGUUAGUCCCUAGCGAGGACUCACUCCCUGCAAGCUGCUUUUCCACACACCCACACCUCAGCCUCUUGUGUUUGGCAACAUCUGCUCAGAGACAGACACACAAACGCACGCACGCAUGCCCUCAAAAAAGACAGACACACAAACACAACCCUCCUCUGGUCCUCCAUUUACACACACGUGUGAUGAACUUCUCAGACAUAUCUCCAACACUGUGUCCAUUUCCUACACCAGCUUGCCAAAAAAAACAAAAAACAAAAAAAACAAGACAAAAAUACCAACACUGAGCAAUUUAGAGCAUCUCUCACCUUCGACGGCACCACACAGGGAGAAGCAUCCAAACUGCAGCAGGAGUCAGAAGAGCUUAUCGCCUGGCUUCACACAUAUAUCGGCAUUCUUAAGAAAUCUUCGAAGGCCAUGUUUUUAAUCUCUUCAGCAUGGAAGCACUGGGUGAAUUAUUUAUUAUGAAUACACUAAAACUCUGCUUUGGUUUUUAGGCUACUUUGGCUUUGAACUUUUUAUUUGUCUUUGUUUCACCAAAGUACCUCCCAUGAACACCAAAGGUGCUUUAAAAAUGAAGGUUUCUCUUUAUCAUUUCUGUGCCUUGUAUGUCAGCUACAGGAAAAGUCACCGGUCAUAUCUGAUUCAAUUAUUUUUCUUUUCUUUUCACAGUUUUUACUUUUUUGUCUUUUUAACACUUAACAGUUGUUUCAGCAGUUAUUCUUGCAGCAUUUACUGGGUUUGUGUUUUGUUUUUGUUUUGUUUUUUAUGUAUUUGCAAAGAUGGUGUUGGUCACCACAAAUUAAACCUUGAAGAAUCCCACUGAAGAUUUAAGGACUGAAGGAAGGGCUACUGUGCACAGCAGAUUUCGUGGGGCACACACAUAUUUAUUAAUGAUCCCUUAGGACAUCUGUUGAUCGGUGUACUUGGCUCAAAAAGUGCCAUUUCAUUUUUCAGAAUCAUGAAAUGUGAUUGCCCUUUCUAAUAAAUUAAACGCUUCACAUGGCCUCCAGGGGUCGCUAGCGGGAGACCUCAGCAAGAUUGAUGAUGGCAAAUGUUGAGAUUUUCCGCCUCUUUGAAGCUUCACAAUUCUUUCCCACUCGUAGCGGCAUUGUUCAUUCAAAAAUUUCCUAGAGGACGAGCUGUUUCCAAAUCAGUGUUAUUCUAUUUUUCUAGGGAACAGCAGGGAGUGUGUAAGUAUUGAAGAUCAUGUCCACAUCCAAUGCAGUCACAGUACAUUUUAUAAAAACUGGGCCUAAGUUGCCGCUAAUUUGGCUUAACAGAAGCUAAUUUAUUUGAAGGGAAAUAUGUUGUCUGGGGAAUGGAACUCAUCAGCGAUGCAGAUGAUCAGUGUUGUAUUUAUACAGCAGAGUUUUAAAUCUAUCAUUAUAUAUUUCAAGAAAAAGUAUAAAAACCAAUAUAGAUUUUAUUUAUAUACCAACCAGUUUCUUUUACUUCCUUCUAGCCAAGCAUAAGUAUAACAUGUCAGACGCAUAAAGCAGGGUUACAACAGAGGUUAUAAGAACAAGUAUUUGUAUAUGUUCCUAUUUAAAGUUGUCAAACUGUAAUCGCACUUGUAUUACAAGAUAGUAGCUGGCGCAGUAUGUUAACAUUGCGUUGAUUUUUAAGUUGGCAUUUGGAUUUUACAGUAAUUCACUUACAUGAACUGUCCAUUUUGGUUGUUUCAAGCCCACUUUCUAUCAAAAUAUGCUGGAAAUACUAAAGCCUGGACCAGAUGGCAUUCAUUUUGUUUUGGCUGGACAAGAACGUGCCAGAAAGAUCUAUAAUGCCUUUUUUAAUUUAUUUUUCCCCCUGCAUGUCAAGACUAAACAAAAUGCUGUUUGGCCCAGGUUUGACCCUUCCUUUUUUUCCUGUUUUUUCUUGUCAUUUUUUUUUUCUUUUACUGGCUCCCUGGCCUUUGUUGUAGGAAGGGAUACUGUUAUUUUCUCUUACACUUGAAAAAAAAAAAAAAAAAAGAAGCAAGUCAUAGGAGGUAUUAUUUUAAUCUAUGCAGGAUUUUUACAAAAAAAGAAACCGUUUCUGUGGAAAAAAUAAUUAUAUUUUUAUGUUUGGGAUUCCUCUGUCCCCCACUUUCUUUUUCCCACCUCAGUGAGAAACCUGUUGAACUCAAAUCCAAUGCCUUUAGCUAUUGCAAUUUUGUGUACUGGUUUAGUAUGCGAGCUUGGCUGUAUGUGUGUGCGUUCAUGUGUGGGUGCAUGGAUGUGUGUGUGUGUGUGUAUAGAUCUGAUUUUAUAACCAAACACAGAUGGCUUUAGCCAUUUUCUACUUAAAGCUGGAGGCCACUUUUCUCAUAGGAAUUCCUCUGUGGGUUUUGCCAGCCCAGUCAAUGUCUUCAUACACUGGUACACUUUGUAAGUAGAGGUCAGCGCCUUGUGUUCCCUACACUAUCUUGUACUCAAAUGUAAAAAAGAAAUGAAUUAAAAAAAAAAAUAUCCUAAAACGAAAAAAAUAAAAAUUUAGCAUUAGAGAAAAUUUUUAACGAUUUGCUACUCAUACUUAUUUAUUUUUCUGCCCCUUUUGCUUAAUGUUUCUUUCCUAUUUUGCCUUUUUAAUGAGCACCGUUUUAUGAAAUGGGAAGGUGUAAAUGUAACGGGGUUGUUCAGGAUGAGAUUUCAUUGUAAUUAGUAAUUAAUAUUAAUUCUAACUUGAAAGAAUCCAGGGUAAGAUGAGUUUGUUUUUUGUUUUUUUUAUUCAGUAGGAAAAUGUUAACACUUGCAUGUUUCUAUUUAAAUACAAAUGUAUAAAUUGUAAAUAUAACAUUUCUUUAAGGGUGAAUUUCUACUACAGGUUGACAUUUUUAUUAAAUUUAAAAAUGCUGUAAAUAUACUUGUGAGAUAUACUUUAUGCACAUUUUUUUUUCUUUUUUUUCUUUUUUUUCUUCCAAGUGGUUACAGAUUACACUCCUAGUCUGUUAACUCUGUAUAUCAAAUGCUUUCUCAGUCCUUUUUCUAACUGUGCUGGUAUUCUUUGUCUUCUGCUUCACUGUCUCAGUAUCACAGUCGCCGCAUAAUCAUUAACGUCUCUCAAUCCAAGUGCGAAUAUUUUGUCUUCUCUGUAUUUGAUAUGGAGCUGUGUACUUUUUCAUGAAGUGUAUAUUGUUGAUCUCAUGGGAUGGAUGGAUGGCAUGUGUACAGUCUGUUCUGUAAAACCAUGUCUGUUUCUUCCUCAGAGAGGUAUAUUUACUAUGUGUCCCUUUUGAACAAUUGGUCCAACAUGUCUUUUGAAACAGAGGUAUUUCUCUACACAUCAAAACCAGUUGUAGCAGUUUAUACAGUAAGUUGUAUAACACCUUUUUUUUCUAGAAGUUGUCUCAGAGCCGAGACCAGCAGCAUACACUAUGUACAAUAAUCUAAAUUGGAUUAGUUUUAAGAGAACUGAUGAUAGAUGCUAUAUAUGAUGGAUGCAAUAUGAUUAAAGGUACUCAUUGAAGUUUGAUCUUCAAACUUAGGUAAUGUAAUUUAAAAGCAUUCUUGUGAAGUGAGUAUUAAUUGUGACUAAUAAAAGUCUGUCCUGAAUAUUCUUUGUAUUUUGCCGUAUUGAGAAUAAAAUAUAUAUGGAUAUGUUUAA